CACAAAACACAAACACAGAGAGCUUUGAUACAUUGGGAGAAAGAACUGCAGAGGAGCAAGAUGGCAAGGCUUCCUGUUUUGUUGAUAGCUCUCUUCUUCUUCUCCGCCGCCUCCGUGGAUCGGUGUCGGGUCGAGGCCUCGUUCUGGGACAGCACGUACUUCACGUGGGGCACUCAGCAUGCCUCGGUCUACAACAACGGGAACGACGCUCAGCUUGUGUUGGACAAGAUUUCUGGCUCGGCCUUUCAGACCAAGAGCGCAUACCUGUUCGGAACCAUCGAAAUGCUGAUCAAGUUGGUCCCUGGAAAUUCUGCCGCGGUCACUGCAUACUACCUAUCGUCCACGGGGCCGGAGCAUGACGAGAUCGACUUUGAAUUCCUAGGCAAUGUUUCUGGACAACCUUACAUCAUCCACACGAACAUUUUCACUCAAGGAAUCGGUAACAGAGAGCAGCAGUUCUACCCGUGGUUCGACCCCACGGACAAUUUCCACAACUACACCAUUCACUGGAACCCCACCGAAGUUGUGUGGUACGUCGAUAGCAUCCCGAUCCGGGUGUUCAGGAACUACGAGAGCCAGGGGGUCGGGUACCCAAACCAGCAAGGCAUGAGGGUGUACUCGAGCCUGUGGAACGCGGACGAUUGGGCCACGAGGGGCGGGCUCGUGAAGACCGACUGGAGUUGCGCGCCCUUCGUGGCCCAGUUCCGCAACUUCCAGGACAGGGCCUGCAAGUGGUAUGGGCCCGGCAGCAUCUGGCAGUGCGCGGCCGAGACGGCGGAGAACUGGUACACCUCGCCGGCGUACGGGCAGCUCAGCAACGCCCAGCAGGGACAGAUGAAGUGGGUGAGGGACAACUACAUGAUCUAUGACUACUGCAAGGACACCACGAGGUUCAACUGGAACAUGCCCCCUGAGUGCUCCAAGCCUCAGUACUGAUUCGUUUUAAGCAUUUGCCUCGGACUGAAAUUGUUUGUUCUUUGCAAGAGUGAUCUCUUUGUAUGUUCAAUUUGUUUUCCAAUGGCUCGACAAUAAGGAAACCCAUUUGAUGUCUCACUUGUAUCGGAUCGUCAUCGCUUUGAUUAAUGUUUAUUUUAUGAGGGAAUA
Eucalyptus grandis is the source of this 1104-nucleotide messenger RNA. RefSeq names its product probable xyloglucan endotransglucosylase/hydrolase protein 26. NCBI's taxonomy places the organism in Eukaryota, Viridiplantae, Streptophyta, Magnoliopsida, Myrtales, Myrtaceae. Gene Ontology annotation, molecular function: hydrolase activity, hydrolyzing O-glycosyl compounds; xyloglucan:xyloglucosyl transferase activity. Gene Ontology annotation, cellular component: apoplast; cell wall. Gene Ontology annotation, biological process: xyloglucan metabolic process; cell wall biogenesis. The record is from RefSeq and is a predicted model, not a curated record.